ACGAAAGGGCGAGGCGCCGGGGAGGGAGCGACUCAGACGAUGGCCGGGGAGGCCUCUCCGGCCAGGCGGGCUUUGAAACUACGCGGAGCCCCGACCUUGGCCGAGCUGGUGGGGAAUUAGUGGAGCCCAAGUCCAACUAAAUUCUGGAGGACUCCAGGAAGUUUAUUGGGACUUUGCUGGAAAUUCACCGCAGGCGGCUUGCUCUGAAGCUCUUCCUCACAGGAAAUCCUUGGAAUUGUGGAAUUGGAUGAGGAUGCUUUUCUGAAGACCGUAAAAACCCACAGGAUAGGUAGAGUCGGGGUUGGGCAGAAUUCCAGCUCUUCCCAUCAACCCCUUUCCAAGGCUGAAGGGAAGGCGACGGAAGACCUCCUUUGGGAUGUGAGAGAGAAACAACCCCCUCCCCCCCCUUCUCCGAUUGCCCUGCAGGGUUGUGGCCAUGCCUCCUGGGAAGACGGGGGAGAAAGAGACUUUGGUCCUGCAGUGUGAAUGGGAACUCUGCAGCUUUGUUGCCUCGAAGAUGGAAGAGUUUUGCGAACACGUUUCGCAGCACCUGCAGCAGCAUCUCCAGGGCAAGGAGGAGGAGCAUGAGAUGGAUUCUCUUGAAGAAUAUGCUUGCCUCUGGCAGGAGUGCGGCUUCUGUUCUCCCGAGAGCCCUGCAGAGCUCGUCCGCCAUGUUUACUUCCACUGUUACCACACCAAGCUGAAGCAGUGGGGACUCCAUGCCUUACGGAGCCAGUCUGACCUGACCGCCUGCCAGCUGGAUUUCCAGAGCCGGAACAUUAUCCCCGAGAUCCAAGAGAACUUCCUCUGCCUUUGGGAAUACUGUGAGCGAGCUUUCGAUAACCCUGAGUGGUUCUACAGGCACGUGGAAGACCACAGUUUCUGCGCGGAGUACAAGGCGAUUGGAAAGGAGAUCCACGUGGUCUUCUGUGGCUGGAAAGAGUGCGACUGCACCUUCAAAGGCCGAUGUAAGUUGCGGGAACAUCUGCGCAGCCACACCCAGGAGAAGGUGGUAGCAUGUCCCACCUGUGGUGGCAUGUUCUCCAACAACACCAAGUUCUUUGAUCACAUCCGCCGUCAGACGGCUCUCGAGCAACAGCGAUUCCAAUGCUCUCACUGCUCAAAAAGGUUUGCUACGGAGAGACUGUUGAGGGAUCAUAUGAGGAAUCACGUCAACCACUACAAGUGCCCACUCUGCGACAUGACCUGCCCUCUGCCCUCCUCACUGCGCAACCACAUCCGCUUCAGGCACAGCGAGGAGCGCCCGUACAAGUGCAACUAUUGCGACCACAGCUGUAAGAACCUGAUCGAUCUACGGAAGCACUUGGACACCCAUAGCAAAGAGCCAGCCUACCGCUGUGAGUUCGAAGCCUGCGACUUCAGCGCCCGAUCCCUCUGCUCCAUCAAACUGCACUACAAAAAGGUCCAUGAGGGCGAUUCAGAGCCCAGGUAUAAGUGCCACGUCUGUGACAAAUGUUUCACCCGCGGGAACAACCUGACCGUCCACCUCAGGAAGAAGCACCAGUUCAAGUGGCCGUCAGGUCACCCUCGUUUCAGGUACAAAGAACACGAGGAUGGGUACAUGCGCCUUCAGCUGGUGAGGUACGAAAGCGUGGAACUGACAGAGCAGCUUCUGAAGGACCGGGAGAAGCAGGGAGAGUCGCUGGAUGACGCAGCCCAGUGCGUGGUGCUGGCCGGGUCGGAAGGCGGCUUACAGGGCAUCAUCCUGGACUCGCCCACAGAGGAGCCGACAGAGGCCGAUUUGCCAGCUCCUCUGCCAACCGAGAGCUCCGUCCCGUUGAGUGCCAACGAGUCUCCGGACGGCGAUCCGAGCGCCCCUCCCAGCCCGAUCAUCCGGGUGGUGAAUAGGACCAACGAGCACGGAGAGAGCGAGACAGUUUACUACGUGAUGGCCAACGCCCCCUCGGAGACCCGGGCAGCUGUGCCUAGCGGGCUCGUUCCAGAGCCAGAGGAGAACGUGAUGGACAGGCUGCAGAAGACAGCCGAGGAACUGGGCAUUCAGAUUCUCUGAGGCUACACCCCCCCCCCCCGCGCGUGGCACCCCCGGGGUCUCACCCUGGGUGGACCUUCCGAAUUUGCCAGCGCAAAUCGGAUUGCUUGCCAAAAUGGACUUUCUUGAAACGGAGGUGAGAGCUGGAUGGAAGGCUUCCCACAAGAGAGAAAUACACACACAAACACCCACACACAAGCCCUUUGUUGGCUCCCUUCAACCGAGGAUCUGGUUUGCACAUACCUCAAGUCAGGGGUAAUCUGGUAAGGGAAGCUUUAAGGCAGUUCCUCUGGAAAGGGGCGGACUUGAGACAGAAACUUUGGUGGUUGGGUCAGGCCUCUUGCUUCAGAGCCUCCUGGCCACACGAUGUCUACCUGUCCGUAUUUGAAGAGCUGGCCAUUCCAAGAAGCUAACUUCACCCCCUUGGAAGCCUCGUCCUUUUGAUUCUCACUCCUGGUCGGUCCGACGUGGUGCUGUGCAGACUCUUAAAAUCUCCAUCUCCGUCUCUACGGUUGGUUUGCCCAUCAGCAGCGCCACAAAGCCCCACUCGCAUCCCUCCUCAGAGGGCCUUCUGCCCCAGAUCAUCCCCCAGGGGAAACUCGGGGGGCCCUUCUCCCUCACGGGCCCCUACUCCCAGGGUGUGUGUGACGAGCCCAUUGUCCCGGCUGUUGCUCCAUAAUUCACGGCUGCUUCGCCUUCUUGGCAAAACUCCUUCCUUCGUUGCCCUCGGGGCAGGGAAGUCGUGAAGCAGCAGUUUCCUUCCCACAGUCAUCACACAGCAAGAGAUUGUGUUGUAAUUCCCUCCUGCGUCACGAGGAAGGAGAGAGAGGACAAAAAAGGGAGUUGAUUCUUGCCAGGGGGCAAUCUCCCAUAUUGGGGUCCCAGCUCCUGGGUCACAAAGUUUACGUUGUGUUGACUUUCAGAAAUAAAGA
Messenger RNA from Thamnophis elegans (Western terrestrial garter snake), 2943 nucleotides. RefSeq names its product histone H4 transcription factor (gene HINFP). Gene Ontology annotation, biological process: anatomical structure development; regulation of transcription by RNA polymerase II. Gene Ontology annotation, molecular function: RNA polymerase II cis-regulatory region sequence-specific DNA binding; DNA-binding transcription factor activity, RNA polymerase II-specific. Bases 437 to 2032 code for a protein of 531 amino acids. The record is from RefSeq and is a predicted model, not a curated record. The transcript has 10 exons. Lineage: Eukaryota; Metazoa; Chordata; Lepidosauria; Squamata; Natricidae.